CCGUGACCUUAUUAAUAUUCCUUAGCCAAACCUUUGCCAUAGUAACAGAUUCACUGUCAGGAAGGGGGUUGGGAUUAAUAGAAGCUCUGGAAUGUGCUCGUGUGCUCACUCCCGCCGCCCGACAGAUAGAGCAGCGUCGGGGACGCGCAUCGGUGCGACAGGUCUGAAAUGUGUGCGUUGUUCAAUAUGAAAGAGAGACGCAGGAGUUGCGUAGGGAACUUCGAUUCUUUUUAUGAAUCGAUUCGUUUGGAUUGUUCGUUUUAGCCAGCCAAUGAACGAUUCAUCAGUCAGAGAAGUUCACGUAGCUCUCUAAAUAAUAAUUUGGUAAUAUAAAAUCCCAAAAGGUAUAAACUCUCGGCCUUUGGGUUUAAUUGCAUGAUACCCAAUUAAAAUACGUGUCUGUCCCUCACAGUCUCAUGUAUGUUCAAGCUCGUUUUUCUACCUGCUCGAAAAGUGUCAAACGUUGCUUGUUUAUUUCUUCCACUAAAGUAUCACUCUCAUAAAAGUUUUCCCCCUCAGUUAAUGAUUUACGAACGCUUUGUGAAUCGUUUAAACAGAAUCAUUAAACCGACUCGAAUGAACGAUUCAUUCUCGAAUCGGACAGCAGUUCGUUGGAGAACCAUGGCGGUGAAACAGAUGACAUGCUUGGGGAUCUAAAUUACACAGAGCAGAAGAACCGGCGCCCGUGGACAGUGAGAUAUCCGUGGGGAUGAGCGGGGAAUUCGAUACAAUGUAUCAGAGUUACUCCGAAGGGGUCGUGCCAUUGUGCGAUUGAGGAUACAAGGACCACUGACCUAAAAUACAGUUUUAACGUGGAACACUUUGAAAGUCAUUGAGAAUGAUCAAAGCGGAGAGCAAGGGCGAGCGCACCCUGCGGAGCGCGUCCCCGCACAGAAAUGCAUACAAGUCUGACUUCCACGCCAUUAAGUGCUCUUUUGAUGGGACCAAAUCCGAUAGCGAGGACAAGUCUUAUGCUAAUGGAGCCAGCGACCCCCGGGAGGACACCAGAGGGAGGCCGUCGGGCAACCGGGUCAACAAAAUAAAGAACAUUUUCCUGCAAAUGGACGGCCAGCAGCCUCCGGAGAGUCAGGAACUGGCUCACAAAACAGAUACAUCUUCUCCUGUAUCCCCAGUGUCCAAGUUCCCAGUCAGCACUCACAAAACCUGCCUCAGUAGCGCCAACAACCAAGAACCGCAAAACACAGACAGAACCCCAAAGGGAGAGGAAAUCGAGAUCGAUAAAUUCGCCCUGGCAGAAAAAUUUUCAGUUACCAGAAAAAUCUUUGAGCAAGGCAUGAAAGAGCCACCUGCCGCUGUGCCCAGCAGAGUUUCUAUUCGUGGGGCCCGGCGGUCCUUUGGAUCUUCUGAAAAUUGCAGCAAUAGUGUCAUCAAAGGCACCACGUCACCCGGUGCCCCAGAGGAGGCUGAGGACUCCAAACAGGUCAAUAGACUAUCACUUAACGCCGGGCCUAUUUCAAGGCGGCUGGAGAACUUCAUUGUGGAUGGCGACAAAGACGAGUCAGUGCAAGCUUCUGCUAAAAGUCCUGAGAAAGUGAGCAGCCCCUCUGAGCGCUCGCUGCCAUCACCUCUACGAGCGAGUUCCCAGAAACCCACCUCCCAUGGUAUUGAUCCAGCACACAAACCCACAUCCCCAAACUCUGACACGUCACCCAAACCUUUCUCACCUGAAACAGACUCUCCUCACAGCCCUCCGUUCAAGUCCAUCAGUCCCGUGUCAUAUAAACCGACCUCUCCGACCAGCCGGAGCACCGGCGAGCCUCUUUCACCCACUGCCCAAAGCCCAUUUAAACUUUCUCCAUCACCAGGAAAUGACUCGGUGAAGGAACCCAUGAUAAAUGAAACAAAUCAACUUAGUAGUACUCCUGCGAAAGAUCUCAAAGCUUCAGCAAGUAGCCCAUAUAAACGGCCUCUGAGUCCUGAGGAACCAAAAAGUGAAAACCAAAUAAUCUGCAGUCCGUCAAGGGACAUCUCCCGUGAGCGAUGUCUGGACCCUGCUGGUGCAGGAGUGGUGCGGGCCGAGCUGGUAGUGGUCCAGAACGAGUCUUCAGCAAGUGAGGAGAGUGAUGAAGAGUUUUUGGAGGAUGUUAUGACAGAGGUGAAGCUACAAAGGGAACUUAAAUCCGGGGCACAGAUAGAUGUUGCUGACCUUUCGAAAGUGUUAUCACCACAAAACCAUUCAGAAGACAAACAGCCGGAGAAGGAUGCAUUGUUAUCAGCAGAGCUGAAGAAAGAGGAGCCAAAUCAGGAGGAUGAAGAAGAGGAGGAGGAGGAGAUCAUACAAAAGAGGAAUAGCUGUCAUGAAGAUGAUGAUGAGGAGAGCGAGCGGGAAGAUCCAGAUGAAUGCGGGAAAACUUCUCCAGUGUUUUAUAGUUUUGAGAACGCAGCAUUUGUGGAUGAUAAGGAACCGGUUCAGGACCAGCAGGAUGAAGAGGAUGAGGAUGAAACCGAGGUGUUUGAGGAGUAUGAUGAAGUUCCUGGUUUGUCAGAGGAUGAAGAACAGCCUCCGAGAAGGAAAAUCAGAUUCUCCACUGGGCCAAUACGGGUGUACAGCACGUUCUCUAACGAAGAGUACGACCGCAGGAACGAUGAUGUGGAUCCUGUGGCGGCGUCUGCCGAGUACGAGCUGGAGAAACGGGUGGAGAAGAUGGACGUGUUUCCUGUGGAGAUCGAGAAAGGUGAUAAAGGGCUGGGGAUCAGUAUUAUCGGGAUGGGUGUUGGGGCAGACCAGGGUCUGGAGAAACUGGGCAUCUUCGUCAAGACUAUCAUGCAGGACGGCGCUGCAGAGAGAGAUGGGAGGAUCCAGGUGAAUGAUCAGAUUGUGGAGGUGGAUAGCAUCAGUCUGGUUGGUGUGACGCAACUCUUUGCUGCGACCAUCCUCAAGAACACGAAGGGAACUGUCAGGUUUCUGAUUGGCCGAGAGAAGCCAGGUACUCAGAGUGAGGUGGCCCGACUGAUCAGUGAGACCCUCGAGCAGGAACGGCAGCAGCAGGAGGACGACACAUACGAGCAGUCCACUGAAGAGGACGAGCACUACGAGGAUGAGGAGGAAGGGGGGGAGGAUGGCAUCCUCGAUUCGAGUUUCGGCAGGAGGAAUGUGGAAGUGUACGAUUUGCCCGAGAGCGAAGAAAUGUUCUUGCCGUCAAACAUGGAUGACACUCAACUAACGUUCAGAUUUAAAGAGCUCCAGAUAAAACACACUAUUGCAGAAGCCGAAGUAGAUGAACUGAAAGAGAGAUUGAGAGAGUCGUCAGAGGAGCGUGCGGCGUGGGAAGAGAGGGAAGCUCAGUUAGAGAGGAGCGUUCAGGAGAACUCGGAGAGAAUCGCUCAGAUGGAGAAGAACUGGCUGGAGGCUCAGGCUCUCUGUAAGAGCAUCAACGAACAGCUCAACGACACGCAGAGCCAAUAUGAAGCGCUGGAUAUAAAAUACAGCAAAGCCAAGAAACUGCUCAAGGACUAUCAGCAGAAAGAGGCGGAGUAUGAGCAGAGGGAGGAGGAGUUAAGGAGAACUCUGGAAGAGAGAGAGGCGAAAUAUAAAAUAGAGAUAGAGGAUCUGCAGCGCAGGCUGGCGAAGCUUGAGUCUGCUCAUCAUGAGCCUCCACUGUCAGGCAGUAAGUCAGCAGAUUCGAUUCUGCUGGGAGCGGACUGGAGUGAGGUGGUUCCUGAGACGGAGCGUUUGGACACCAGCGCCCAUCGUGCAAAGGCCCAGCUGUCCCAGAGAAACAAACGACAGCCGCCGUCCCGCAGUAAACUCAAAGAGACGCUCAGCUCCCCAACGAGAAGCCCACAGGGUGAUGAUGAGAGUCAGUCUGUGAGUCCCGAGUCUCCUCCGACUCGUAGGAGAUCGUUCCAGGAGAGUUUGUCCCUGCCGGUCGCCAUAUCUUCUCCUGCUAACAACCCGAAAGAUGAAGGUUCUGUUACGAGCAGCAGCCAAUCAGUGCAGAGGGAUCCUCAAGACCCCGCCCUCUCCUCCCAUAAAGACUCCUCCCCCUCCAGCUCCCUACGGAAUGUAAAGAAGAGAGAGUCCAAAGGCAAGGGCAAAGAGGUCAAAGAAGAGUCUAAUGAUGCAGCUGGAAAAGCCAAAAGAAGAUUCCCAGAUUUCGGUGGUUUAAGGAAAUCAGGAGGCAAGGGGAAGAAGCUAAGCAAAGAAGCUAAGAGGGCGUCAAUGGACAGCAGGGGUUCAGCGGAGUUACUGGAUGAGUCAAGGGCCCAAGUCUCCCCUUCAGAGUCCGUGACCUCCAUCCCCACCUGCAUGCCCUUCUCCUGGUUUGGAGAGAAAGACAAAGAGCGCUCAUCCAGCAGUCUCCCACACACCACUGCAGAUGCCAGCAUACACAGCCACAGCUCCAAAAACAAGAGUUUGUCAGUGCUAGAUGAUUCAAACCCCAGCAGUCCAACUUCCGACUUUUCUGGGCUGGUGGCGGAGCCCAACCUGUCGGGCCACUCUCAUACCUUAACCUUCUCCUCCAGCGAGAUGCUGGAUGAUGAGGAGCCUUGCUCUGGAGGGAAGGAGUAUCACUGGCAGAACCGUCCCGUCUCUGAUUGGACGUCCCAGCAGGUGUGUCAUUGGCUGAUGGGUAUGAACAUGGAUCAGUACACACCUGAGUUCAGCACACAGGCCAUCGAUGGACAGCAGCUCCUCAACCUGGACAGUGACAGACUCAAGGCUCUGGGCAUUUCCAGUCAGAGUGACCGAGCCACAAUCAAGAAGAAACUGAAGGAGAUGAAGAAAGCACAAGAGAAGAUGGAGAAACAGCGGGAAAAGCGUGAGAAGGAGGCCAGACGCAGCGGACGUCUGCCAGCCAGCACUGACUCUGUGUGCUGAUGAUCUUCAGAUUCUUCAUCUUUUCACUUUAUUUCUCCACACACUCCAGCUCCUCCCACACGUAUGAUCCGUUCUAGAGGAGUUGCUUUGAAUGAAUUCGGUCAGUAACUCGUUAAUAACAGUCAAGGCGGUCAUCCGGAAACACUAAUGAAGCUGCUUACGAGACCACAUUCACUCUCUUCAGUUCAGUCUGUGCAGCACAAACAUGCACAUGCUCAUCUGAAGGCAGUGAAUUUGCUAAGGAAAGUGUUUACAGACCGUACCUGAUUUUGGGUGUGGGGCCUUCACUGUAAAAAUUACGUAGUAUUUUGUUUUUCUUUCAGUAAAAUCUCUCAAUAGUUCUUGCAUAAGAAGAGAUCAAUUACAUAUUCAGACAGAUUCAGCCAGAUCAGAGAAUGAAAAAAAAAGAAUUGGUUAAAUGUUUAUUUUUGUUGUUGUUGUUUUUGCUACAAGCUUAAAUUCCCAGUGAACAAAUUGCAUUUAAUUCAAGAUACAUCUGAAACAAAUCUUUAUCUAUAUUCUUCUCAAGUAAUUGUGUUUUAAGGACGUUUUUACUGGAAAACAAGACAAAAUACGAAUAUUUUUGCAGUGUUCAGUGUAAUAAGUGAGAAUUCUUUUUUUUUUUUUUUUACUUUUGGACUAGCUUAAAAAAUAAAUAUAGCGGUCCAAUUUAUAGCAGACCAAAACUUUUAUUAGUUUUAAUUGUAUUUUAUAUCGAAUUACUGCAGGGGACAUUAAAUAAAAACAAAUUUGCAAAGGGAUAUAUAAAUAUUUAGAUGCUUAUUUUACAACGUCUAACAAUAGCGAAUAGUGCUUUUAAAAAGAUUUCUUCUUGUAUUUUAGGAGUACUUCUGGCCCGUGGUGCUAAGCGGGUCAUUUUGCUGGAUCCUUGUACAGUUGAGUGAUAUUAAUUGAGCACUAUAUUUUUACUGAAACAAAGGGGAACAUGGUUUAUAAAUGUACAAAUGAGAUAUUUUAUACAUAACUAUUAGCAUAGCUUUAAGGAAGAGACAUUAACAUUUGUACACAUUUUCUACUAAGUAGAAUAGCUUGUUGGUCAGAACCAUUUGGCUAAUUCUGAAAAGCAGAGUGAAACUCGGAAGUGAAAGGUGUUUGUACAUCUCGUUAGUUGUUUUUAUUUGGACGGUUACUGCUUUUAUAUUAUGGAUAUGGUUACAAAAAAUACAUAAUUGUUGCGGAAUGUAGUGUAGUUUUAUUAGUGGCCAUGGCCCAGAUUGUGACAGAGGGUGUAAUGAAUUUAAGUCCUGAUUAUCAUCUGAUUUAAGAGUCGUUUUUGUUUUUAAAGAGACGCCACUUUGUGCUCAUGUCAUUGUGAUUCUGUGUCUGUGGUUAUAUUUUUCUACCUUGUGAAAUGGAUGAUUUUGAACAGACAAAAAUCAAGCUUUCUAUCUGGCACAAAUAAAUGCUUUCACCUCUUGA
Carassius gibelio (silver crucian carp) is the source of this 6283-nucleotide messenger RNA. It is a transcript of the gene ppp1r9ala, whose product is annotated as protein phosphatase 1 regulatory subunit 9A-like A. Gene Ontology annotation, biological process: calcium-mediated signaling; neuron projection development; actin filament organization. Gene Ontology annotation, cellular component: postsynaptic density; cytoplasm; actin cytoskeleton. Gene Ontology annotation, molecular function: actin filament binding. The record is from RefSeq and is a predicted model, not a curated record. The transcript has 19 exons. Lineage: Eukaryota; Metazoa; Chordata; Actinopteri; Cypriniformes; Cyprinidae. The coding region runs from base 839 to 4843 and encodes 1334 amino acids.